Molecule: messenger RNA, 270 nt
Organism: Rotaria sordida
Lineage: Eukaryota; Metazoa; Rotifera; Eurotatoria; Philodinida; Philodinidae
Source: the annotation of a GenBank genome assembly
AUGGCAGAAGAUAAAUAUUUAGUUGAUCCGGAAACAGGAGAUCGUUUUCGUCUUGGAGGCUGCUUAAUCAGUGACAAACCAUCGAAUCUACCGAGAUUUGGAGGUGCCCGAUGCCUUUCAAAUUUGGAAUUACCUUCAUCAGUUGAUCUAAGACAGUUUAUGUCGCCCGUUGAGCAUCAAGACAAUCUCAAUUCAUGUAAUGCUAUUGAUAUGCAACAAAAUGUUUUAUUUCAUCCUACAACUGCUUUUGAUUCAUAUAUAUUUAUUUGA